Molecule: messenger RNA, 1426 nt
Organism: Lotus japonicus
Lineage: Eukaryota; Viridiplantae; Streptophyta; Magnoliopsida; Fabales; Fabaceae
Product: transcription factor TCP9-like
Exons: 1
Coding region: 146-1249 (367 amino acids)
Cellular component (GO): nucleus
Molecular function (GO): sequence-specific DNA binding; DNA-binding transcription factor activity
Source: RefSeq, a predicted model, not a curated record
UACUCUUGCUAUAGUGGCUAAAAGCUACCCUAAAUAUACAUGAAUAAAAAAUAUAUUUAACCAAAAAUAAACCAGAAGUAGCUGCAAUUCUUUCCGUUGACGGCUAUGCUCCUUUCUACAUUCCACUAUUAUCUCCCUAUUCAGUAUGAGUGGAGUGACGUCGUAUCAUGAGAUGGAUCAAGAAGACGAUGGAUUCAACACGGACCUAAGCACCAGCGGCGGCGACCCACCUGAAACCACCACCAACAGUCAUGGAGUCUCCGAACAAGCCUUGCCGCCGAAGGAGGAAGCAAAUUAUUCGGACCCUGACCCGAACCCGGAAGCUCACCCUAGUUCUCUGGGGAUUGUUCCUGUGAUGCCCGUCGCACCCAUGGCUGUGCCUAUCAAAACGGCGAAGCGUUCCUCUACGAAGGACCGCCACACCAAGGUGGAGGGCCGUGGCCGCAGGAUCCGAUUACCCGCCACUUGCGCCGCUCGGAUCUUUCAGCUGACCCGGGAGUUGGGUCACAGGUCAGACGGCGAAACCGUCCGGUGGCUUCUAGAACAUGCUGAGAACGCCAUCAUCGAGGCUACCGGAACCGGCACAGUACCGGCCAUCGCCGUCUCCGUCGGCGGCGCUUUGAAAAUCCCGACGACGUCGUCUUCCAGCGUUAGCCUCUACCACUCCGACGAAGCCUCCGCCGCCAACGCCAAGAAGCGGAAACGGCCGUCAAGCAGCGAGUUCAUAGACGCGAGCGACGCCGUUUCGCUACCGUCCGGUCGGGCCCCGGUUCAAGCUGCGGUGCCGCAGGGUCUGAUUCCAGUCUGGGCUGUGGGCAACGGGAACAUGGUGGUCCCCGCGAACGCCUUCUGGAUGUUCCCGCCGCCGCAGGCGGCGGCCGCCAACCUCACGGUGUCGUCAAACCAGCAACAACCUCAGAUGUGGGCUUUGUCUCAGCCGGUGAUGGCGGCGAACUUCCCUGAAGCAUGGCCGGGGGCGGCGGGUUACAGUGACAACUCAUCUAUCUCGGCGGUAAGCACGAGCACAGUGGGCCCCAUGGUGGCAACGAAGUCCAGCUUGGCACCCAGUGUGAGUUCUAGCUCUAGCGAGAACCAUAAGAAUGGUGAUUGUGGUGGUGGUGGCAAUAGCAAUGGAAAAACUCAAAUGUUAAGGGAUUUUUCGUUGGAAAUUUACGAUAAGCAAGAGUUGCAGUUCAUGGGUGGGUCUGGAACUCUCAGUCUCAGACAACAAAACUCGUCCAAUCAAUGAGAACGAAUGACACUGAUGUUUUUUGCUUUUUAGUGAGAAUUUCUCUUCAAUUGAAUAAAUGUGAUUGAUAUCCAGAAUUCAGAUGAAAAGGCUGAUAGUGUUUGUGCUGUUUUGGCAACCUUGUUUGGUGUUAUUUACAAGUAUGUUUUUGUUUUAGUAUGAUUAUUCAUUGCUUUA